Misgurnus anguillicaudatus (oriental weatherfish) is the source of this 2812-nucleotide messenger RNA. Lineage: Eukaryota; Metazoa; Chordata; Actinopteri; Cypriniformes; Cobitidae. The record is from RefSeq and is a predicted model, not a curated record.
CAGAGGAGGGCACAGUUACCUCGCGCUUCGGAUGGCGUCAGCGGUCUCCAGGCAACAGGCCAGCCUUCAGUCAGUCAGACGGUGAGAUUUGUCAAUCACGGCGGCGCGCGGCGGUCACGGCCCUCUCACGGAUCCGGUGCGCGUUUCUCCGCUUCAGUGUGACAGAGAUGUGAACACGGCGCGGAUAACGGUUGGAUGUGUGCUGAAGAACAGACCCGGACCCUCCGGUACAGAGAGAACACCGGACGCAUUCACGGCGGUUCCGCGCGCGGACGCGACGCGCCUCAAGUUCUCCGAGGGAAUUUUACGCGGACAGAGAAGACGCGUUUACGCCAAUUUCAUUCGACUUUUUAACGUGUUUUGCUUGGUGUGACAUGCUAGUUCAAGGUUUGAUAUGCUUUAGACUCAUGAAUUCCGUUUUAACGGACUGUUAUUUCCCGACAAAUAAACUGUGGAGAAAUUUUGAUUGACUUUGAACUCAACGACACGGCGCUUUUACCUCAGAAAAAUGCUGAAAUUUCACAAUUCUGAUCUGUGGAUUGCUUGGCUGCUCUUCUUAUGUGUGGACGACUGAAGAUCUGCUGUGAUUCUGGAUCAAUGGCUCUUUAUAUUCAAGACCUUUUGCUUUGAUGUUGGUUAUUGAUCUUCGUCCCACAAGACGGUCAGAGAGGUGUCACAGCGGAGGCAGUGAACUUCAAAAAAGUGUGUGUUCAUGCGUUGGAGGUGACAGUGAGUCAAAGCAGCGUUCAGGUGGCCAGAGGUCAAGCGGCCGUCUUACCCUGCACGUUCACAACCAGCGCCGCUCUCAAUAAUCUUUACAUCAUAUGGAUGGUCACACCCCUGGCCAAUGCCAACCAACCAGAACAGGUGAUCAUCUAUCAGGGUGGUCAGGUCUUCAGUUUAGCCAAUCACAUGAACGGACGGGUGGGUUUUGUGUCCACUAUGCCCAGCACAAGUGCCUCAAUCUUCAUCAAUAACACACAGCUGUCUGACACGGGAACAUACCAGUGUCUGGUAAAUAACCUGCCGGACCGCGGAGGACGAAAUAUAGGCGUGAUCGGCCUCACUGUGCUCGUUCCUCCGUCCACACCGUCCUGUCGUAUUCAGGGUUCGCUUGAUGUUGGCAGUGAUGUGAUGUUGUUGUGUGGUUCGGAGGAGGGCAUCCCCACACCUGUCUACUCCUGGGAAAAACUCGAGUCGGUGCCCAAACUUCCCCACAAUGCCAUGCAAGAUCAGAUGCAGGGAAGCGUCACACUGAGAAACAUCAGCACCAGCACAUCCGGCCUGUAUCAGUGCACUGCGUCAAACAUCAUAGGAAAGAGCACCUGUGUCCUUAACCUGCAGGUUGUAGCACCUCAGACACAGAGUGUGGGUCUGAUCGCCGGUACCGUUGCCACGAGCAUUCUGGCUGUGAUCAUCUGCUGUCUGCUGGUGCUGGUCACGCUCUUCUACUGGAGAAAUAAAAACAAAUAUGAGGAAGAUGAAAUUCCCAAUGAGAUCAGGGAGGACGAUCUUCCACCAAAGAGAUCUUCAUCAGUUAAGGCCUUCAACGCGGACGCCUCGUCUUCAGAGAACGACACGCUGACGUCCACCAACACCUACAACAGCCGCUACUGGCACAACCCAAAACCAAACUACGACACCAACUCAUACACACGUUACAACGGCGACACGCGACAGACCUUCACAGGCGGGGCCAACACAGCGGGAAACGCCCCUCCGCGCCCCGCCUAUGCCAACGGCAGCCACACCCUACCCCCGCCCAAGACACUGGUGGUCACCACCAACUCCGCCCCCUCCCCACCCGUCAUGACCCGCAGUAACGGCUCGCUGAGCCUCCGCCCGACCGUCACCACGACGCCUGCAGUGACUCACGGGCAGCAACACACGCACUCGUACGCCGUGAGUCAGGCCACGCUGGAGCGCAUGGGAGCUGUGCCAGUCAUGGUGCCCGCCCAGAGCAGAGCUGGGUCACUCGUCUGAUAUCUGACUAAAUCAAACUGUUUUAUAACCGAGUUCAGCUGAUGCCAACUAAAACUGAUCCACAUCACCAUUAACACACCUUGUGCUCAUUGACUGUUUGCUUUGUUAAUUUUUUUAAUUCUUGACAAUAAACUGAAUUUUCUGAAGGCCCUCGAGUGACAAAUAAACUUAAAUGACGUCUUUCUCCCUCCCUGUCACCUCCAGAGAAGAUAUUUGAAUGUGCAUGAUGCUUUGUUUGAUCAGAUCAAAACUUUUUGGUAAAUUUUACUGCUUUGUAACACUGGAACGGAAAAGGAAAAAGUGUGUUAUUUAAAGCAAGAAUAAUUUUCUCUCUCUCUCUCGAUCUUUAAUUUGGAGAGUUUGGUUCAGACAGUAUUACUACUUCACACAAGUUUGCACUGAAACUCAAUGUCGUCCUCAUAUCUGUUUGAUUUCAUUUGAAUGAAAAGUCUUACUGUAGAUCUGUCUUAACCAUCCUAAUUCAACACUACUGACAGUAUAGCCGUAGUCUACCUCUAAAAACACUACAGAUAUAAAAUAGAUCAGCUAUCUAAUGAAUAGUGUAGGUAUUAUAUGGAAUCGGAGAAAGCUCAGAGUAUGAAAUGAUUUCUAAAGUUUAUUGAUUCAUCAGUGGAAAUUCACUUCAGUUGUGUGCUGCUGUCAGAGGAGGUAGAUUCAGAUUCUUCUGUAUGUUAUAUGAAAGAAUACUGAAAUAAGAUAUUAACACUCACUGUUUAUUUUGUCUAUUUCUUGCUUUGAUUUUUUUUAAACUGUAAAUAAUUUAAUGACUUGUAGAAUAGAAUGUGAAUAAAACUUUCUUUUGCCCAAA